AGCGGCAGGCAGCAGCACUAGCAUCAUAACACCAGCACUCAGCGGUCUUAAUUGUGUCGUAUAUUAUUGUUUUUCAUUUAGCAUAGGUCGUUAUAGCUUUUGAAUGAUAUAUUGACAUGAUUAUAAAUCUUAUAUUGUAGAACAUCUACAUAAUGCAGUUUCCUUGAAGAUAUUUUAUGUUCAGCUGUUUUUCUAUAUCUUCAGUAUGAAUGUAAAUAAACAAUUUCAAAUGAUCCAACAUUUUUUCAGAUUUAAAACAUUAAAUUUAUUACAAAAAUUAUAGUUUUUUCCAUUACUGUCUUGUAUGAAUGUGAAGUUAAAAUCAUUUCGUGCUACAUAUACAUAUAUGUAUGUAUACAUAAACAUACAUAAAUUUAUUGUGACUACAAUUUUUUUUCAUGUGAAGAUACAAAAAUUUUAUAACCAAUACACUGAUUCUUAAUGUUUCACUUUUCAUUGAAAUUAGAAUAUAUUUGAGUUAAAAUUAGAUUUUCCAUCUUAAAAAUGGAUUCUGUACAUAAAAUUGAAGCUGGUGCUAGUGUCAAUAUAAAAAGAACCGAUGGACGUGUACACUCAGCUAUUGUAUCAGGAGUUAAUUGGGAUCAACACAGCGUAACCGUAGAAUGGUUCGAAAAGGGAGAGACGAAAGGAAAAGAGGUGGAGAUAGAUGCUAUCCUUGCAUUAAAUCCAGAGUUAAUCCUUAAAAAUACACCACCGGCAUCUGAGACGAGUAAUCAAAUACUAGCUUCAACAAAGCCAAGACCUUUGGUGAAACCUUCAAUUCCCUGCAAAUCUUCUUUAAAUAAACAUAUACCUCGACAAGUGAAUCGUCCUACGAAUAUAAUGCCAUCAACAUUAAAUGGCACCAACGAUUCGGUACUUAAUCUCACAGGACGGCGAGAAGUCGAAAACAUCCCUCCUACGCCUACAACUCCAGCAUUUCCAGUGCCUAAUCCAAUUUUAAAUAAACAAAAGCAGCAUACAGCUCCAGUUCAACAAGUACAAGAUAAUGGAAGGAGUCGUCGUUCAAACGUUGUCAAAGAAGUCGAAAGGUUAAAAAAGAAUAGAGAAGAAAGAAGACAAAGACAAGCAGAAUUAAAAGAAGAAAAAGAAGCACUCAUGAAUAUGGAUCCAGGAAAUCCAAACUGGGAAUUUCUAGCAAUGAUCCGAGACUAUCAAAAUAGUAUCGAGUUUCGACCUUUGCGAGAAAUAGAUACAGUCGAAGACCAUCAAAUAACAGUCUGUGUUCGAAAGCGUCCAUUAAAUAAAAAAGAAAUUGUUCGAAAAGAAGUUGACGUUAUAAGUGUACCUAGAAAAGAUCAAAUAGUAGUACAUGAACCUAAGGCAAAAGUUGAUCUAACAAAAUAUUUAGAAAACCAAUUAUUUAGAUUUGACUAUGCUUUUGAUGAAUCGUGUACUAAUGAAAUCGUAUAUAAGUAUACGGCAAAACCUCUUGUAGCUACUAUUUUUGAUGGUGGUAUGGCAACGUGUUUUGCAUACGGGCAAACUGGAAGUGGAAAAACACAUACGAUGGGAGGCGAUUUUAAUGGUAAAACGCAAGAUUGUAAAAAAGGAAUUUAUGCUAUGGUAGCAAAAGACGUAUUUAAGUGCCUAAAAAUGACAAAGUAUCGUCCAUUGAAUUUAGUAAUAUCCGCUAGUUUUUUUGAAAUAUAUUCUGGAAAAGUAUUUGAUCUUUUAGCAGACAAGGAGAAAUUGCGCGUGCUAGAAGAUGGUAAACAGCAGGUACAAAUUGUCGGAUUAACUGAAAAAGUUGUGGAAAAUUGUGAGGAAGUGUUAAAGCUGAUACAGCAUGGUAAUACUGUGCGAACAAGUGGCCAGACAAGUGCUAACACAAAUUCAUCUAGAUCACACGCAGUAUUUCAAAUAAUUGCUCGCACUCCUGGUACACAUAAAAUUCAUGGAAAGUUCUCACUGAUAGAUCUGGCAGGAAAUGAACGUGGUGCUGAUACUUCGUCUGCAAACAGACAAACACGUAUGGAAGGCGCUGAAAUCAAUAAAUCUCUUUUAGCACUUAAAGAAUGCAUAAGAGCUCUUGGUCGAAAAGGCACGCAUUUACCUUUUCGGGCAAGUAAAUUGACACAAGUACUGAGGGACAGUUUUAUUGGAGAAAAAUCGAAGACUUGUAUGAUUGCAAUGAUAAGUCCUGGAAUGAGCUCAUGUGAACAUUCUCUAAACACGUUGCGCUAUGCAGAUAGAGUGAAAGAACUUGCUGUUACUGAUCCUAGCGAAACUCGAAGUUCAACAGAAGAAAACGAAACUAACUUGCAGGUUAACGAAAAUUCUAAUAACAGUGCUUUAUCUGAUAGCGAUUUAGCACAAUUAAUAUCAUUGAACGAAGGAGAAUUAUCACAAGACUUAUAUACUUUCCACGAAGCUGUAUCAGCAUUGCAAAUGCUAGAGGAAGAAGUUUUAGAUAUGCACAAAUUAGUAAUGGACGAUACAACAAAAUUUCUGAACGUUGCCCAUGACAUAUUUAGUAUAACGCAUGAAGUAGAUUAUGAUCAAGAAGAUUACGCAAAAAAGUGGGAAGAUGUGCUACUUAAACAGCGUAAUAUUCUGAAUGAAGCUCUCAAUCAAGUUACUAAAUUCCGAGGUCAACUUUUGCAAGAAGAACAGAUUAGUCAAAAAAUGACUCGCACAAAAAAUUUAAAAUACAAUUAGUUGUAAACAAUUAUAAUAUUUUUCCACAUCAUGUAAUAAAAAUGAUUUCUUAAAAUUUAU
Molecule: messenger RNA, 2742 nt
Organism: Nasonia vitripennis (jewel wasp)
Lineage: Eukaryota; Metazoa; Arthropoda; Insecta; Hymenoptera; Pteromalidae
Gene: Klp10A
Product: kinesin-like protein Klp10A
Exons: 11
Coding region: 505-2682 (725 amino acids)
Biological process (GO): microtubule-based movement
Molecular function (GO): ATP binding; microtubule motor activity; microtubule binding
Source: RefSeq, a predicted model, not a curated record